GGCUCAGGCUCAGGCUCAGGCUCAGGCUCGGGCUCGGGCUCGGGCUCGGGCUCGGGCUCGCUGAGGGCCGGGACGAUGAUGGCGUACUUCGUGGAAAACUUCUGGGGGGAAAGGAACAAUGGCUUUGAUGUCCUCUAUCACAACAUGAAACAUGGACAUCUGUCAACAAAAGACUUAGCAGAAUUUAUAAGAGAAAGGGCUACCAUAGAGGAGGCAUAUUCAAGGUCAAUGACAAAACUAGCUAAAUCAGCAGGCAAUUACACACAGCUUGGGACAUUUGCACCAGUUUGGGAUGUUUUCAAAACCUCAACAGAAAAGCUAGCAAGCUGUCACUUGGACCUCAUGCGGAGAUUACAAGAGCUAAUAAAAGACAUUCACAAGUAUGGAGAUGAACAAAUCAAAACUUAUAAAAAGACUAAAGAUGAUGUUUCAGGAACGUUGGAAGCAGUGCAAAAUAUUCAAAGAAUCACUCAGGCCUUACAGAAAUCAAAGGAAAGCUACAAUGCAAAGUGGGUCGAACAAGAACGUUUGAAAAAGGAAGGAGCAACACAGAGAGAAGUUGAUAAGGCAGCAGUUAAAACGAAAAAAGCUACAGAUACCUAUAAACUAUAUGUGGAGAAAUAUGCUGUGGUUAAAUCUGGUUUUGAACAGAAAAUGACAGAAACUGCACAGAAAUUUCAAGAUAUUGAAGAAACACACCUUCUUCAUAUGAAAGAGAUUAUAGAAUCAUUGUCAAAUACAAUAAAAGAAAUUCAUUUACAAAUAGGAGAGGUGCAUGAAGAGUUUAUUAAUAACAUGACAAAUACUACAGUUGAGAGUUUAAUACAGAAAUUUGCUGAGUCAAAAGGAACUGGCAAGGAAAGACCUGGCCCUAUUGAAUUUGAAGAAUGUAACGCAUCCAGUGCAGUUGAAGGGACAAAAGCACGGAAGAGGAAGCCUUUUGGUUUAUCAGGAAUAAUGAAGAAAGAAAAAGAUACUGAGUCUGUGGAGUGUCCAGAUACAGACUCAGUUGUCAGGUUGAGCCAUUGGAGUGAAACACAACUGGAUUUGAUGUGCUGUGUUUAUUUUCUUCCUUGUUUAUUUUGGUCUCUACAUUUAAAAAAAAUAAUUCAACAAAUUCAUCUGUAAAUGUGUCUGACAUUCUGGCUGUAUGAGGCACACCAUAUGAUUAUUUAAUUGUUCUGUCUAGAUGCAAUUUUCAUAUGGUUAAAAAAAAAGACUAAACUUUCAUAGCGUCUAUACAAAACUGAUACUUUUGUUGCAUUCUCUUUUUUUUAAUGCCCAACAUUUUAUGAAUGCAUUUGGAAUUUAAAAUGUGGUCUAUCAUUUCUUCCUGCUUUUUACAAGCAACAGUAUUAUUCAGAAUGGUAGAAUGCUUUAAUAGCAGAAGCUAUUACAGUCCUUCUCAUGAAAAAUUAUGUAGCAUACCAUAGCACCCCUUACAAACAAGCCCCCCAGAGUACUUUUAUAUUUUAAGGCUGGCAUCCUCUUCUAGAAGGUCCCAUUUCAAAUGUUUUUCAUUAUUCUUGUCUUUUACUGUAAGAUUUCCUUUCUGUUUCAUUUUUCAAGCUUGAUCUAAAUAGUUAUAGCCAUCUAUAUUUUUAUCUCUAUGAGGAUUUGUUUUGUAUGCAUCUUUGAGAUAAAUUACACAUUUCAAGCAAUUGAACUUGGAAAAAUAUUAUUGAAAAAAAAAACAAACUAAAGGAACUGUCUUUUUUUGUUUGAUUGCUAGAAAAUACUGAGGACCAGCCCUCAGAAAAUUCAACUUACUUAAGGUGUCCCAAUUAUGAUUUUGGUCAGCUUUGGUCACUCACAGAAAAUCUCUAUGUCUGUCUUUUAUAUUAUUAACAUGAUCUUUUUUUAAAAUGUGCCUUUUGUUUAUUUGUCAAGAAUUUUAAAUGUUGUUCUCUUGUGUGAAAAGAAUGUAAGAGAAAACCACUCUACAAUUAUUUAUAGCUAUAAGCACUGAGGCAAAUAUAAUGAAAUUUUAGAAAUUAAGGAUCCGGUAAGAACUGAAUUCAAUACUAUACCAGUUCUAUGUGAUAUUGUGGAUCUUUCGAUGUAGCCAAUACCAUUAGGGCCUUCUCACUAGUCCAAAAUGUAUAAUGCAGUGUGUUCUAACUUGUAUUUGCUGUUUUCAGAAAACAAAGCAGUGAGAUGGUCCUAAGAAAUGUCUUUUGUAUCAAAAAUGGAAGUUCUCAAAUUUAUCUUUGGCAAGCUAUCUGCUUAUGCUCGUCCUUUUUUUUGUAGCCACCAGUUUACAUAUAUUGGAAAAUAUAGUUUUAAUGCAUAUGAAUAAAUUGCUAUUUCCUGUCAAUAAUUUUUGUAACUGUUAUAAGGGUUUUUUAUGUGAUCAUGAGUAGGAAGGCAGCUGUGAACUGAGAACUGGUAUUUGUUAAAAAGGUUGACCGCUUCAAUAAGCAGUCUCUGUUUAAAUAUAGAUUACAGUAUGUCAUGAGAUUCAAAAUUCCUGUGCUUUUAUAUGUCUAUCUACACAUGUAACUUCCAUUAAGUUAAGCCUUGAUAAUUAAGGAAAAUAGAACACUAGAAAGAGAUAGCAACUGAAGUUUGGCUCUGUGCAUUUAUUACCUAGCAAGUUGCUCUAUGGGCAGAACUAAUUGUCUUGUUUCCCAUGGGUUUGCCAUGUCUCUAGGGAUAGUCUAUAGGAAGAUACGAGCUCUAGUAGAAACUUUUCUUCUGGAGAAGCAUUUACAAGGUUCCACUGGUGUCCAGUAAGAUCUGAGUUUGGAUUGCAGCCCUUCCCUUGGUUGGGAUACUUGUAGAUCUUUCUUCUACUUGACUGCCUAUUUUAAUGAAGACUGUAGUAAUGUUAUCUUUGAGUCCUCUAUUCUUUCUGUCAAAUCAAUUUGAAAUUGUUCAGUAAGUUCAAAAGUAAUUAAGAAGGGAGCCACAGAUGCACAGAAAAUAAUGCUGAACCUUUUUUCAUAAUAAACUGGAAUGCAAACAAAUAUAUCAAGGCAUCCAAAACUUUUCAUUAACCUCUUUACAUAUGAGUGUAGCAUAAUUAAGGUUAUAUAGAUCUAUACACCAUUUUUAUUGCUAGGGACUGAUUGAAUUUGGAACUUUCAAACUCUAAUUUGUGGAACACAAGUGUAACCUUUAGUGAAAUUAAUUUUUUUUAUUUGCAUUUUGUAAUGUUUAGUUCUGACAUAUUUUGAAUAGCUGCCAAUGAUACAGGGUACGAGACUUCGUAGUCACAGUACAAGAUAGCAGAAGCACUUUGGAUACCUGAUUUUCUUUCUGCAGAUCUGGCAAUGGAAGAAAGUGACUGGCUGCUCUUUGUGUAUCUUUUGGGUUAAUAGGCACCCUAAGGAGAGGAAGCUGAGAAUAUGUUAUACCUCUGUCUUAACCUAAGGAUAAAUAAAUACGUCAAAAGUGGACAGGCUCUUUUUAUUCCUGUUUGAGUUAUAAGCUUCAACUGCUUACUUUGAGUUCACUUUGGUCCUCAUCUGGAUGUACAGGAAGUCAGUCCAGUUCAGUAAAAUGAUAGAAAGUUCAUCUGGCAAAAAAAGACAGUGAGCUGUUCAGCUCAGUGGUAUCUUGAAGCAUAUUCUGAGGAAAACUUGAUAAGCAGCUCUUAUAACCACUGUAGAUAUCCCAGGAGAAGAGAAAUGGGCAGAAAUCAAACGGAAAUGCAGUUAAGCUUCUUUGUUUCUUGACCCAUUGACCAACCUGUGAGCAGCGCUAAUGUUGCUGAGGAAGGGCCAAAUGAAGUAGCUAGACUACAAUAUGCUCCACAUGUUCCUUUCUUUGUACAUACCUCAGAGGAACCAAUUACAUGGUUAUGGUGUGGCUUCUUCCAUUGCUUUUUGGAUGCCAGAUGGGACAGAGGAAGGAAACUGAGUCAAAGUAUUGACCAAAACUCUAAAAAUAAGUUUUGGGAGUAGAAUGCUCAGUCCUCAUGCUUUUUGUAUAGGCAGUUUUACUUUGUUAUUUAUUAUGUCCUUAUGUUUUAUUUCUUUAAAAAUAUUAUUCACCCCAGAAAGUUUGUAGAACAUACUAAUGCAAAGGCAGAGUUAUAAACCCUAAAUUUUUUAUGUAUAUUUAAAACUAUAAAACUUCUACUGCUGUUACAAAAUGUAGAUUAGUAAAUAAAAUGAUGAUGUUUCAGAAAGCAGAACUGUCCAAGUGGUCAAAAUCUUGAAAACAAUAUUUUGAAAUUACUUCCUAGCUUGUAAGUAAGCUUUUUGAGGUACCAUUUUGCUUGUAUGACACAUCUUGUCUUUGUCAAUACAAAGGUGCAUUAAGUACCUCUUCCACCCAUUGGCAUUUUUAUAAGAAAUUUAUAACUGGUGAAAUUUUGAAGACAUCUGGGUUAUGUUUUUUGUAAUAAACUUACUGUAGCAUCUCAGCAGUUCACAUAGACUAACUAUGCAUGCAAAGUCGUGAGUGGGCUUUUCUUUUUCUGUUUUGUAUGGGGAAAGUAUCUGUGUAUCCAAGUCUAUCCCUUUAUAUAUAAUAUAUGAGUGUGGGGUUUUGCACAUUUUCAAAAUUUAGAUGAUCAUAUUAGAGACUUGUUUCUCUCUGUCUCAAAGCACUUUUAUGAAAUUAAGCACUUAGCUAAGAAAUCUAAAUUAAUUUAAGCAUAAUUCUCUUCGAUUAAUAUUUAAUUGCCUGCAAGAACUGAAAAACUGAACUAGUUUGAAGUUCCCAGGUGCUUACUAACUUUAAAAAUCCAGGACGGUGCUGGAGGUACAUAAAUGAAAACUUUGGAAUCUGAUUUUGAGCACUUGUAUUUUAAGUUUCAUCCAUGCAUUUUAAUUAAUGUGGAUAUUUUUUGCUAAAGCAACAGUACAGGCUUGCUGUCUUUUCAGGGGGGAGAGAGGAAGUUGCAACCUGUAUAACUUGGAAUGCUUUUACUCACAUAUUAAAGUACUGACUAUUACUUAGGAAGGGCUAUGUUCCUGCACCAUCAGAGCCUCCAGUGGCUUAGCUGAAAGAAUUAGAAGUAGAAAUUGGGAAAAUAUUUGGGGCUGAGAGGAUUGUAGGCUUAUUUAGCACUCAGUAAUAAAGUUAAAAUGCUUCUGUUGGUUUCUGACCUUUUUGACAUAAUACCAGUAAAAGCAGAUGCAUUAAAACUUGCCAGUUUUCAUAGGAAAUUUGGAGGUUGUUUUGUUGCAUUGUGUUCCUGAGGUAUCUUAUCUUUCACACUACUGCUGAACUAUAGAGCAUAACUUAUAACUGUAAUAAUUAAUAAUGAAUAACAAUGGCUUUCAUGAGGUGUUGUAAUCAAAUUUUAAUUUGUCAAUGAGAUAAGAUUCAGUCUGAUGUAAGAACAACAUAUAUUUUUUAGUUAUUU
This is a messenger RNA of Phalacrocorax carbo (great cormorant), 5320 nucleotides long. Lineage: Eukaryota; Metazoa; Chordata; Aves; Suliformes; Phalacrocoracidae. The record is from RefSeq and is a predicted model, not a curated record.